Armigeres subalbatus is the source of this 603-nucleotide messenger RNA. RefSeq lists its product as uncharacterized. The transcript has a single exon. Gene Ontology annotation, molecular function: nucleic acid binding. Gene Ontology annotation, biological process: DNA integration. Bases 1 to 603 code for a protein of 200 amino acids. The record is from RefSeq and is a predicted model, not a curated record. NCBI's taxonomy places the organism in Eukaryota, Metazoa, Arthropoda, Insecta, Diptera, Culicidae.
AUGAAGCAGAUAACUAGUGAACUAACUAUUCAAGCAUUAUUCGAAACAUUCAGUCGUUUCGGAGUACCAGAAACAGUCAGAUCGGACAAUGGGCCACAGUUUGUAAGUGAUUCUUUCCGCGCUUUCUGUCGUGAAUUUGGCAUCGAUCACCAAAGAACCACACCGUAUUGGCCCCAGGCAAAUGGAGAGGUGGAACGAAUGAAUAACACAAUUCUUAAGCGACUAAGGAUCAGCCAGGUAGAAGGAUCUCCCCAUUCUACGACAGGAGAAGCUCCAUCGGCUCUAAUGUUUGGCAGGGUACUUAGAGAUAAAAUCCCGAGCAUUAACAACACCAAUAGACUGUGGUUGGAAGGAAUCAAGGAUCGCGAUUGGGAACGGAAAGUUUCAGCAGCUGAAUCAACAGACCGCCGUAGGAACGCCCAAACCAACCAGUUGAAAGAGGGAGACAUUGUGGUUGCCAAAAGGAUUUCGAAGGAGAACAAAUUAUCGACCAACUUCAGCGAAGAGAAUUUCAAAAUAAUUGCAAGAAAUGGAUCUGAAGUAAGCAUCCGCUCGAUGGAAACUGGCAAAGUAUAUCGCAGGAAUAUAACCCAUCUCAAAUGA